AUGCGCAAAAAGAGGAAAGGAGUGGUCAAGGAGACGCUAAUUGAAGGCACUUUCGCGUCUCCUAGGGGUGUAGAUCUACGUCAAAUACUUGAAAACGUGCCUGUAAAUCUACAUCUCUCCGUAUCUCUUGGUGGCGAGAGCCUCGCGCAGUGGUAUGACGUACUAUGCACGUUCAAAGAGAAUCUCUACGCGCAACAUAAGCAUCUCCAGUUGUUUCGAGCCAAACUUAAGUUGCUGGAAUCAGAUUCGGAGUCCGCAUUGGUUGCAAUUGCCAUAUGGCGAUUGGUGUUCCGUCUCAGUGUAGCCGUUGCCACACAACCUUUACAUAAGAAUCUGAGACUGAUUCUAGACGUUCUAGCUCAGCAACACCAUGAAGAACUACGUAUUGUAGCAGCCACAGAGCUACGUCUGUUUCUGGAUACUUUAUGGACAGUAUCAGAAAUGCACCAUCUGAUUCCAGACCAGCGUGUCCUGCUCUUGGAUCGGCUGUUGCACAUUGUCGAAUUUCCAUUUCUAGCUCGUGUUUUAGUCGAGAAUCCAGUUCUUAAAGGGGAGAAUGGCACUGUUCAGUAUCUUUUGCAGAAGUCAGAGAAAAAAGAAGAGACAAAAGCUGCAGCAGCGUCGACGAACGUGGUGCUACUAGCUUCUGAACGCUGUGGUCAUGCUCUUAAAAGUGUGAUUGUGCUGGCUACAAUGAAAGAGAUACUGGACAACCGCUUGGAACAAUGUCGUGGAAGUCAUUUGGAUCAGUUGUCAAAGGCUUUUCUUCGCAUCCUGGAACAUUGUGUGCUGCUACUACAGACAAGUGUGGUACACAAGGACCUGCUGACACAAGCAGGACUAGCCUAUUGUCUGGUGCUUCGCUUGUUGCUUCAGUUAUCGGUUGUUACAUCAGAAGUUUCUAACUCAGCUACAAAGCUACUGUUGCAGACAGUUUAUCCGGAGCUGCAUAUUGUUAGCUCUGAAGUAUGUGCAAGCACACAGCUACGAGUACAUAUUGAAAAGGAUGUGGAGAGCUUUGGUGAUCUAUCGAGACUUGCAGUUUGUCGUGGAUUACUGAAUUGUCUUGCAAACGAUGAUCUUGCUUGUUUGAGUAAAAGUUUUGGGCUGGACGAAGAAGAACCAAAGUCCAAACAGAGCGUGCUGGAUGCCAUUUUCUCGGGUGUUCAGCAAUUCUGUGAUCAGGAAUCGUACAACACACGUUUGUAUGCGUUUCAGGUGUUAGAGGCGUUCCUACGCCGAGCAGUGCUGAUCAUGCAAAAACAGAAGACGCAAGCAUCCUCCGCUUCGGCCAAUGCUUGUGUUGUGCUGGCGGACGAUACGCUUACGAAACUGACUACUGCUGUGCUGUUGAACUGGGAGCAUCCAUCAAAAAAGGUGAAUCAGUUCAUGGCUACUGUGUUUGCUCAUAUUGUGAACUACUUUGAACUGUCUGGUGGCUUUCUGGAAUGGAGUGAAGCGAUUAUAAAGCGAUUGGUUGAGCUGCCGCCUACUAGCCGUGCUAAGUACGGUUCGUUAACGCUAUUAGUUGGAGUAGUUGGGGCUACGCCCGUGCUACAGGCCAGUCCAUCGUUGCUGUCGUCGUUGCUGUCGGCAGUGGGUCAAAAGGAUUACGCUGCUCCAGCAGCAGCAAACUUGUUUGCUCAGAUUCUUGAUGAUCUUAGUAUGAGAAACAGCAAAACAAGAAAACCAAUGCCCGAUUGUGAAGCUGUGGUCGCGCGACGACAUCUCUGGCUUCCCGAUGUGGUUUGCAUGCUUUUAUCGCGUGAUACAAAUCUUCGCUCACGGGUUGCUAUGUAUGUGAUCCCGCUAUUGCUGAAGAAGGACCCUGAUUGCGUGCCUGUCUUGAUCAAGCGUUUACAAGAGGAAGCUACGAAGGAGCAGGCCAAUCUAAAGGCUGCAGAUGUUGCGUUGUGGGCUGAGCUCGAAGUGCUCAAGUUUGCGCGAAAGAAAAUGGCGCCUGAGAAGCUGACUGGUGUAUCGGUAGACGAGAUCGCACGCGGCCUUCGCCAUGCCAAGGCGGAAACGCGUGGCACAGCUUUUGAUGCGUUGUGUGCAUCGUUAAAAUCGACUAGUAUGCCCACAGACGAUGAAUUACGGCUGGUGAAGUAUUAUCUGGUGGUAAACGGAAAGGAAAUUGGUCCCGCAAGUCGUAUGAAUACGCUGAUUGGCCUCAAGACAGUACUAAUCCGCAUAAAGGAGACGCUGCGUCUCGCCAGUAAAAAUUUGGCGAAACCAGGCUCUACUUCCAAUAACGCACCUACCUUUGAUGAAUAUGCCGCUGCAGUAUCGUUCAAGCGUUGGAUCGAGCUGUUUAUUGUCGUUUCCGUCUACCCUGGUGCGCUUCCUCAGCGCUUGACGUUGGGUCUGGAGGUUCUUCUCCUUUACAUUCAGCUGUUUCGCUUUGGACAUAACGAGGCUGAAGGGUCUCCACGAAGUCUUUUGCUUACCCGGCAGAUGACGACGACCCUUUUUAACAUGCUCAUUAGUGCAUGGGACUCCGUUCGGUCUCUCGCGUUUACGAUCUUAGACUUGUACCCGAACGAGCUGCCGGGUUACUCUACGCGAGAAGAACUCCGCACUCUCGUUGACUGGGCUGUUGGACUCAGCGGUAGUCCCCGGCAGCGCGAAAGCGACGCUGGUGCAAUGUUUAUCCGUCUGCUAUUUCGAAAGUGUAGCACAGCUAUUCAACGAUAUGGGUUGACGUUCCAGUGUGUGUCAGGACUUCAAAGUGGUGUUACUGAAGCUAGUAGCAAGAACCCGGAAGUUGCUUUCAUAUUGCAGCUGACGCAAGUGAUUCUGACCCGCGUUAAAGCUCUGAGCCCAGCAGAAAUUCGACUAGGCGAGUCUCCUCUUGUGCAUGGCUUUCUGCUGUCAUUACAUUACGUGCUGGAAAACGUGGCCUUCGAUGAGUGUUCCAGUAGUGAGGCCGCAGACUGGUCGGGGGCCAUGAAAGAUGUAUUCGCUGCAAUUCAUCACUCCAUGCAUGCGUCUCUUGCUGUGGUCGGUGAUGCGACUUUAGGCGCUGGUGACGAAGAGCUAUCAGCCUCGUUUGCUGGUGUUGUGGGCGAAGUGAGUGCUGUGGCUAAAACAUCGAGCUCAGCGUUGCGAGUAGACUGCCGUGGCCAUUUAAUCGUUGAAAAUGGUGAUAGUGGUCACGAUGGAGAGGGCGAUGGGGGAAACGCGGAGCAGCGUGCCGUCGUGGGCAGCUGGUUAGCUGCUCGCGAGUGUGGUGCAAUUAUCGAGUUGCUCAUGCGGCGCGUACCGCUCCCGAGUUCCAACCCGACCUCAGACAGCAUCUCCAUCUUCACUGUUGAAAUGGCGCAACGUGGAGGAGAGACACUGCUGAACUCGUUGUUUGAACUCAAGCAUAAGGGUGCAGUUGCUACAGCAUACCAGGCAUUUGAAGGUGUUUGUCGUGCGUUUCUUGCUCACGGUGAACAGAAUGCAGCUAUUGGAGGCUUGCCAGCACGAUGGGCUGAUCGCUUGCUGGAACGCUUAGAGCGAGCGGAACAGCAUUUCGUGUUGCGUCGUAGCUCAGGCUUUGCUUUUAGUUUCGUGGCGAUCCUUCGUGCUGAGCCGCGCAAUUCUGCAGCUGUCAUUUUGCCGAAGGUGAUGUCGACUUUACUACGUCUCGCUGGCGAGGAUACCAAUGUUUCGGAAAAGCGUGAUACGCACGAGCAGCACCAUUCGCUUUGGCGUGCUCGUGUGCACGCACUGAACAUAUUGAAACUCAUUUGUGAGGAUGGAGUUUUGGCAGAGGAUGUAGCCCGUUACGUAGUGGAUAUGUUUGAGCUUGCCGUGCGCGGAUUUGAGUGUGGGUCCUGGGCGGUACGCAACUCUUCAAUGAUGCUCUUUGCUGCGGCCACCCAGCGUGCCAUUGGAGACAAGCGCAUUGCUGAUGGUGGAACGUAUAAACAAGUUGCCAGUGAAGACGUGUUCUCACGCUUUCAGCAACUUCGUGGGCUUCUUGCUCGUGAAUUGACUAGACUGCUUGAAAACGACAGUACGUCAAAUCGCGCCUUAGGGGGAGCAGCCCCGCCUGGCCUCUACCCAUUGCUUCUGUUUUUAAGUCGCCUUCGCCCUGGCGACGAGGAUGAUCAGCGCAUGGCAAGUGCACCAGCUUCACCUUGCGAUGACGGAAGUGGGUUGGCGAGCUUCUUUCCGCUUGUCAUACAAUGCGCUUCUGAGCCGACGAUGGCUAUUCGGCACAUGGCUGCGAAGGUUUUGGCCUCCAUCAUGAAUGAUACUGAUGCUGCACCCGUUUUAUCGAUUCUCUGCGCUAAGCUUCCUCAAAGUGUCCGAAGCGCGAGGAGCCAUCCCACUGAUAUAAAUGGGAAAAAAGGGAUAUCGCACAAUUCUGUUCACGGUGUACUCGCUCAAAUCCGUCAUCUUGCAACCAAAUACUUGGCUGUUGAGACUGCGCGAAAGAAAUACACACGCAUCGCGAAAGACGUGCAAGUUUCCUUCUUUGAGGUUGUUGUAACGAAGCUGCUUCCAUCAUCAAAUUGGCUAUGGGCGGGAAAGGAUGCUGAAUCAAUUAACGCUACCAUCCGUGCAGAAUUGGUGGCAACAGUGGACAUCGUAUUGAAUUACUACGCUGAAAAUACUUCUGAUGUGCUUGCGACGUUGAGGUCGGGCUCGAGCAUGGAAGCGUUUAUUCAAUUUGUUCAACAGACUCAGGCUGAAGUCGAUCGCCAGUUGCAGCAACGAUGUGGUACAGACCAGGCUGUUGCGGUUCGUGUGUCCACUCGACCGGGCAUGUACGCGUUGGAUCGCGAAUUGGUGUCGAUUUGGUUUAGCUUGUGGGCGCUGCCUAGUAGUGAUCAACCGUUGAACUCGAUUUUGAAGAAGAUGCUGGUCUCUAACGUGCUCCAAAUUCGCAAGAAAGCUAUAAAGCAGCUCGGGAGCAGGUUAGAGAUCGCGGACUUGAGCACGGAUUAUGUUGCUGAACUGCAGUUCAUUCUGAUCGGCCAGUUUUUAGUGGAGACACACCCGAAGUUGCGCGCUCGACAAUUGCAGCUACUUGUGCGUUGCAAGCUUCAUCAAGCCAUUGCCGAAACGCAGACUCAGCGAUUAGAUUUGCAAACUCGGCUGGUGCGCACAAUCAGCAUCUCAGCAGACACACAAGUUCUAGCACCAGCGUUGGAGCUGCUUGCUCUUAUGGCGUACCAUCAGCUCUGCGAAAACGUUGCUGAAACCUCGUUGUAUCAGACUUUGUGCCAGGAAAUCGAGUUGCGGUCUAACGAAAACCAGCCCUUGAUUCUUCGACAAGCUGCUGCCUCUGCGCUUGAUCACAGUGGCCUCCUUCUCUUGCACACAAAGAAGCACGGUAACGUUGCAAAUGCUGACCUAGCACUAGUAGGCUGGAUGAGCGCACUGCGACAGCUUCAAGAUGAUGAAGCUCGUGUAAGAGCUGUCACACGACACGCUAUACAGAAGGCCUUUGAUGCUGUUGACGCUGCCUCCCCAAAAGGUUCGUUGUCGGAUGCAACGGUGCUGCCUGUCGCAGUAGAGUAUGUAUCGGCCACUUUUGUACGUACUGGAUACGGCGCGACGGCUUUAUCAAAGGUGUUGAUCCAGCUUAUCGACGCUCCUAGCGUUCUUGCCGCAUACGCUAGUGCUAAGGCCCGAGACUGGGAUGACUUGUGCCGCCGAAUUUUUGAGUUCGAGAGUAGCAACUAUUUCGCUGAGCGCGACGUGCUUGCACAAAACAUCGUGUACUCUCUAUUAGCUCCUGCAACGGAAGAUGUAAAGGCGAUUUGCUUUCUGCGCAAGCAGGUCUUGACACUGGUUGUCAGUGCUCUAGAAACUCUGAACCAGGAAGCUCAGAAUUCAGACGACGAAGGCGGACGGUGGUUGGGAGGUAUCAUUUACUACCCGGACGUAUUCUCACCUUUGUUCGGACUUCUUGCAGCGGGCGUAGCCAUCGUGACCUCGACAUCGUGCCUGCUCACUGACGAUCUCCUGUCCCUGGUUUCUCAAGUUCGUAUGCUCGCCCAGGAAGUGUCUGACAUUUACAGCACUGAUAAUGUUACGCAUCCUCUGGUGCUCCGAGCGUUUGAGCUACUUGCCAGCAAGGACCAAGACACGUCCAAGCAAGAUGGUAUCGAGCCUGUGAGAGAGCUGCUGUAUUUGACGCCAUACUGGAUGGCUUUGACCGAUUCGAGGUCAAACUAG
Peronospora farinosa is the source of this 6180-nucleotide messenger RNA. The record is from the annotation of a GenBank genome assembly. Lineage: Eukaryota; Oomycota; Peronosporomycetes; Peronosporales; Peronosporaceae.